CUCGCGCAGGCUCGGCAGUUGCAGCCGUCCGUCCAGCCCCUUCUUUUCCCUGCCACGUACGGGCGGCGGUGGCCCUACCUGGGGUCCGAUUCUGUCGGGGCGGGGGGUGUCCACCAGCGGGACCGCGGAGAAGCCAGAUGUGUGGCGGCUUAUCCUUACUCAGUUCUCAAGUGAGGUGGAAAAUCUGCCCAAUAAUCCAGCAUCAGUAAGACAGACAAGGUCUGCAGGUGAUAAGGAAUUCACCAUGAAUGGGCAGCUGGAUUUAAGUGGGAAGCUGAUCAUCAAAGCUCAGCUUGGGGAAGAUAUUAGGAGAAUUCCUAUUCAUAAUGAAGAUAUCACCUAUGAUGAAUUGGUGCUAAUGAUGCAGAGAGUUUUUAGAGGAAAACUUCUGAGCAAUGACGAAGUCACAAUAAAAUACAAAGAUGAAGAUGGAGAUCUUAUAACAAUUUUUGAUAGCUCAGAUCUUUCCUUUGCAAUUCAAUGCAGUAGGAUACUUAAGCUGACAUUGUUUGUGAACGGACAACCAAGACCCUUAGAAUCUAAUCAGGUGAAAUAUCUGCGUCGAGAGCUGAUAGAACUUCGCAAUAAAGUAAAUCGUUUACUGGACUGUUUAGAACCACCAGCUGAACCAGGCCUUUCCACUAACUUGCCUGACAGUGAUGCUGUAGAUGGGAGGGAAGAAAAGCCUGCUGCUGCUGACUCUAGUGUUAAGCCAUCUACUCAAGUCAUAGCGGCAAGCAUGUCUGCAUUUGAUCCACUGAAGAACCAGGAUGAAAUCAGCAAGAAUGUCAUGUCAGCAUUUGGAUUGACAGAUGAUCAGGUGUCAGGACCACCCAGUGCCCCCGCAGAAGAGAGAUCUGGGACACCUGACAGCAUUGCUUCCUCCUCUUCUGCCGCCCACCCUCCUGGGGUUCAAGCACAGCAGCCACCCUACACUGGCACACAGCCCCAGACUGGUCAGGUGGAAGGUCAGAUGUAUCAGCAGUACCAACAGCCUGGUUAUCCUGCUCAGCAGCCGCAGGCUCAGCCUCAGCAGCAGUAUGGUAUGCAGUACCCAGCAGGCUACAGCCAGCCGCAGCCCCCAUCGCAGCAAGCUCAGCAGUUUCCGGCCUACACCCAGCCUGCGACCCCGGCUGCGGCGCCGGCCCCGGCCGCCGCCGCCUUCCCGGGCCCAGCGCAGCAGGUGCCGGCGGCGGCGCCGGCGGCGCAGUUCGCGGGGGGUGGUUACCCGCCGCAGGCAUACGGCUCCGCGCCGCCCGCCCAGCCCAGCCCUUACACCGGGGGCGGCCCCGGCUCCCAAGCAGCGGCCGGCACCUACCAGCCGCGGCCCGGCUUCAGCCCCUCGCCCAGUGGGCCCAACCCCUAUGCCCGCAGCCGGCCACCCUUCGGCCCCCAGGGCUAUGCCCAGCCCGGACCUGGCUACCGGUAAGUUGGUAGUGGCCUGGGCACCUGUGACUCCAUCCUGAGCUACUCCAGGUAUUUCAGCUGAGGUUCCAAAACUGUAACAAGGCAAAACUGUAGCUGUUAAUUCAGUUCUGCUGGGGGAGGGGAACAACCAAACCAAUCUUUCCUGCUUCAAAUUGUACCUGCUUCCUCAUUUAAUUUGGGGCUGGGUGGUUUUGGGGAAGCACUUCCUAAGUGUCUGUAAAGUGAUUGACAUUCUAGCUUGCCUUUUGUGAAGGACAGGAACGGUAGCCCACUUACCAGGCUUGGUUCUACUAAUGCCAGUGAUGUACUAAAUUAGAUUGAUUCUGGAGGUAAAACUAGAUGUAUUAUAAAUUGUAAUGCUCACAUGGAAAACUAAUAAAACCCCUGAAUCUGUUAAAUGCCUGGGCCUGGUUUGAGAACUGGGAAUGCUGAACACGGUAACUGAGUAUGGUGGGUCUGCAGCCACCAAGGUGAAGAUCAACGGUGCCCAGGUUGGUAGGAGAAGAGACGAGUUUUAGGUGUGUAAAUGGAGAAGGGUUGUCCACAGAGCCUGCUCUUGCAAAGGUUACGCAGUAGUAGGUGGUUUUGCUCCGUCUGCUGUUACUAACUGCCAUGUAGCCCAUGUACCAAAUGAGUAGGAACCAAUGCACUUCUUAAAGCCCCUUACCAAUUUUGCUUUAGCAGGAGCAGGGGGAGAACUGCUUUACUGCUAUGAAAAUUUAGGCAAAAUACAUAUUUUUAAAACAGAACACUUAAAAAUUAACAACUUUCCACAGGUUCUUUGCCACCCAGAAAAAUUUGAGAAUGCCAUUCUAGUGACUUGAUUCUGAGCCAAGAACAAGCAGAUCAAUAGCUGUAGCAAGUUCAGUGGCACAUGUGACAGCAGAGGGUAAAGCAUUCUCUCAGCUAAUAUUUUCCAUCUUAUGGAUUUUAGGAAUACAUAAAACUAAGCAGGGAAUCUAAAAAUCAAAACUGGAGUAAGCUGCUUGAACUCUGAUAAAGACAACUUAGGAAUUAAGGGGUGAAUAUAUUUCCUCCCUUCAGGAUCUCCCUGUUCCCCUGUAAGCUGUACUUCCUGCUGUUUGUGCUCUCCUCAGCCCUAAUGCCGCAGGGGCUGGUCACACCAGUUCAGAACCAACUGCUUGUUGAAGUAAGCAGCAUUUGCCACAGGAGCUAGUAUUUCUUUUCAUGGAAAACACUGAAGAAAACCACUUGAUUAAAAAAUACUUUAUUAGGAGUACAGUGUACCUGCAAUGUACUUUAUAAGGCAUUUUCUAUAAAUGACUAUUUCUACUAUAUAUAUAUAUCUGGCUGUUCCUGUUCAUAUUUUUUCAAUACCUUAGUAAUGUAGUGAAUAACACCUUUAAAAAAACCUACAUCUCUUUAGUUCAUAAAUGGUCAAGCAGUACAAGUAGCUUUGGGAGAGGUUUUAAUUAACUGUAAGGCAGUUUUUAAAGUUCAGUUAUCACUAUUUCCUCUUUGUCCCCAGUGAACACUUUCUUCUUUUAAAUAAACCUGAUUAUGCUGUAA
Molecule: messenger RNA, 2958 nt
Organism: Melopsittacus undulatus (budgerigar)
Lineage: Eukaryota; Metazoa; Chordata; Aves; Psittaciformes; Psittaculidae
Gene: TFG
Product: trafficking from ER to golgi regulator
Exons: 9
Coding region: 245-1429 (394 amino acids)
Biological process (GO): endoplasmic reticulum to Golgi vesicle-mediated transport; COPII vesicle coat assembly
Cellular component (GO): endoplasmic reticulum exit site
Molecular function (GO): identical protein binding
Source: RefSeq, a predicted model, not a curated record